AUGCGACAAGAGGUGACAUUGGAGCUCUUGCCCAAGCAAUUGAGCGAGGCAGCCGACCAGUUUCAGCUUGUUUUGGAGGACCCAGAAGGUGGUGCCAUCUUCAAUCCCAAUCAGGAUGGCUCCGAAGAUAGGUGUGUCUUGACCAUUACCAUCCUUAACGAGAAUGAUGAGCUAACGAGGAACAUCGCAGCUAUGAAGAUGAGCCAGUUCGUAGAUAAGGUGAUGAACAUCGACAAGCUGCGCCUGGGAGCGCAGUCUUGGUACGAGGACAUCAUCUCCUCAGUCUGCGACGUCACAGAUGAUGGAGAGAGGGCGAGCUGCUUAGAUUGGAUGCAUCACAUCUUCAGCAUGCCUUGGAAGUUCACCCUCAGCGUGUCAGGGACCGAGGAUAGGUUGUUGAUUCAGCAUCCAGGGAACUCGCUGGCUGCUCAAUCUCCGGCAUCGCACCCCACGCAGCUUUUUCGCGUCAUGAAGGCCCGUUGGGGCCCGUUGGAGCCCGUUGGGCCCGUCGGGCCCGUUGAGCCCGCACGCUGGUCUGUGACCCAGUGCGGCUCGCUCCAGAAUGUCUGGGAUAGCUAUGCCCGCCAGGGCGGUCGCAUCGGUGCCGGCGGCUUCGGCUUCGUCUACAAGGCACAGAGUCGCAAGAGCAAGGAGAUGGUGGCGGUCAAGGCCGUUCCCAAGCUGGACCUGAAACGGGCGCCGCCUUCAACGGCGCCCGAACAGUUGGUGCAGAUGCGCAGGCGCGAUGCCCAGCGCCUCAGAGAGGAGAUCAAGAUCAUGAGGUUGUUGGAUCAUCCAAACAUUGUCAUGCUCCAUGAGACCUUUGAGGACGCAGAGAGCGUUUUCUUGGUGAUGGAGCUGUGUAGCGGUGGUGAACUCUUAGGUUUUAUCCUGGAAAGCGGCCAUCACAGCGAGAUGCAGGCGGCCAUUGUGAUGCGUCAGGUCUUCAAAGCGGUGCGCUACAUGCACUCCCAGCAGGUUUGUCAUCGGGAUCUGAAACACAGCAAUACUUUGCUGCUGAGUCAUGCUCCAUGCCACGAGAAUGUGGUGAAGGUCGUUGACUUCGGCCUGGCCUGCAGCUUCACUCCUGGGGAAGUGCUGCGGCAGUGCGCCGGCACCGUGGUCUACGUGGCGCCGCAGGUGCUGGAGUGUCGCUAUGACCACCGGGUCGACCUGUGGAGCUGCGGAGUCUUGCUAUACAUCCUCCUGUGCGGCUAUCCCCCUUUUCGUGGAGAGACAGAUGCGGCCAUUAUGACAGCCAUCCGCAGGGGUAACUACUCCUUUCCCGCCAGAGACUGGUCCAUCGUCUCGGAGAACGCAAAAGCGUUGAUCCGUUCGCUGUUGAAGAUGAAAGUCAAGGAUCGCAUCAGCAUUGACGACGCCCUGGAACACAGCUGGACUCAGGACCCACCAGGUGAUGGGGCACAACUGAGCAAAAC
Messenger RNA from Cladocopium goreaui, 1439 nucleotides. The record is from the annotation of a GenBank genome assembly. Lineage: Eukaryota; Dinophyceae; Suessiales; Symbiodiniaceae.